AGUGAAAAUUAGAAGCUGUUCCUUUGGGCUUGCAGGCUCGGCAUUGCGCAUAGCUUUGCUUUAUGCUCGGUGAAGUCCUGUUGAAAGGGGCCAACAAGUGCUGGCAAACAAGUGACUAUUGUGUCUUAAAACUCUGCUUUUGAAACAUCAAAGAUGGAUUAUCCCAAAAUGGAUUAUUUUCUGGAUGUCGAGCCUGCUCACAGAUUCUUGGAUGUUGAGUCGGCUCACAGACUCUUGGAUGUCGAGUCGGCUCAAAGAUUCUUCUACAGUCAAGGAGCUCAAGCUCGCCGGGCGACCCUGCUCCUGCCUCCCACCUUAAUGGCGGCAUCUUCGGAGGAUGAUAUAGACCGGCGGCCCAUCAGGAGAGUCCGCUCCAAGAGUGACACGCCGUACCUCGCGGAGGCCAGGAUUUCCUUUAACCUGGGGGCAGCUGAGGAAGUGGAGAGGCUGGCGGCAAUGCGUUCUGACUCCCUCGUCCCAGGUACCCAUACCCCACCCAUCCGGAGGAGAAGUAAGUUUGCCAACCUGGGAAGGAUUUUCAAGCCUUGGAAAUGGAGGAAGAAGAAAAGCGAAAAGUUCAAGCACACAUCUGCAGCGCUGGAAAGGAAAAUAUCCAUGAGGCAAAGCAGAGAGGAGCUGAUAAAACGAGGAGUCUUGAAGGAAAUUUAUGACAAAGAUGGGGAGCUCUCCAUAUCCAAUGAGGAGGACUCCCUGGAAAACGGACAGUCCCUGAGCGCCAGCCAGCUGUCCCUGCCCGCCCUGUCCGAAAUGGAGCCGGUCCCGAUGCCCAGAGACCCCUGCUCAUACGAGGUGCUCCAACCUUCAGACAUCAUGGAUGGGACAGUGUCUGAAGAGAGUCCCUCUGCCAGUGAGUCUGGAGUCCUCCUGUCCCAAGAUCCUUCAGCCAAACCAGUCCUGCUACUGCCCCCCAAAAAACCUGCUGCUUUCUCUGGAGACCAUGAGGAGACCCCAGUGAAGCAGCUGUCCCUCCUCAAGCAGCCCCCCGCCCUGCCUCCCAAACCCACAGCCAGGAUUGCCAACCACUUGACAGAUCCUGGAGCCCCUGUGAAAUUGCCUUGUCUGCCAGUGAAACUGUCACCUCCGCUACCUCCAAAGAAAGUCAUGAUCUGUAUGCCUGUAGGAGGGCCAGACCUCUCGCUGGCAUCCUACGCAGCCCAGAAGAGCGGCCAGCAGGGUGGGGCCCAGCACCACCACACGGUCCUGCCGUCCCAGAUCCAGCACCAGCUGCAGUAUGGCAGCCUUGGCCAGCACCACCCCUCCGCCAGCGGCUCCCUCCCCAUGCACCCCUCCAGCUGCAGGAUGAUAGACGAGCUGAAUAAGACGCUGGCUAUGACCAUGCAGAGGCUGGAAAGCUCUGAGCAGCGGGUCCCCUGCCCCACUUCUUACCACAGCUCCAGUUUGCACUCUGGUGACGGUAUCACAAAAGCAGGACCUCUGGGCCUUCCAGAAAUAAGACAAGUGCCAACUGUUGUGAUUGAAUGUGAUGACAAUAAAGAAAAUGUGCCUCAUGAAUCAGACUACGAAGACUCUUCCUGUCUCUACACCAGGGAAGAGGAGGAGGAGGAGGAAGACGAGGAUGACGACAGCUCAUUGUACACCAGCUCCCUGGCCAUGAAGGUGUGCCGGAAGGACUCCUUAGCCAUCAAACUCAGCAACAGGCCCUCCAAGCGAGAGCUAGAAGAAAAGAACAUCCUUCCCAGGCAGACGGACGAAGAGAGGCUGGAGCUGAGGCAGCAGAUCGGCACCAAGCUCACCAGGCGGCUGAGCCAGAGGCCCACUGCAGAGGAGUUGGAGCAAAGGAACAUUUUGAAACCUCGGAACGAACAAGAGGAACAAGAGGAGAAAAGAGAGAUCAAGAGGAGGCUAACUCGAAAGCUUAGCCAGAGGCCCACCGUGGAAGAACUUCGGGAAAGGAAGAUCCUCAUCCGCUUCAGCGACUACGUGGAGGUGGCUGACGCCCAGGACUAUGACCGCAGGGCGGACAAGCCGUGGACCCGCCUCACCGCUGCCGACAAAGCUGCCAUCCGGAAGGAGCUGAAUGAAUUUAAAAGCACUGAGAUGGAAGUUCAUGAGCUGAGUAGACAUCUAACAAGGUUUCACCGACCUUAACAGUCAAAUUCCUCUUGAGUGCUAUGCUGUCUUCAAAACAUAAAUUUAUAAGAACCAUAAGUGCUGGUAUUUAUUCACGUCCCAUCACGAUGUAAAUCUUCUGAACUGCCUUUUUUAAAAGAAGGAGAAGGAGAAGGAAAGGAAACACAAUCAGAUUCUGUUUGAGAAACGCGAUGGUCACCGCUUCGUGGUCAGAGCUGCUGGCACCACCACGGAUCCUGAACCGUGCCCGUCCCCGGCAGGCCGAGAGCACCUGCGGCCUCACGGAGGACUUCCAGCCCCGGUCCUCACUUAGGCUCCAGCGACCUUUCUUCAAAAGUACCUGUCACCUAAGUCCAAAGAAAGCUGAGGCACUGGGCUUGGCCUGGGAAUGACUUUGAGAAGCAAAUCAUCUGUUUGGCCGAUUAGGCUUGGCUUCUGGUUUGGGGUCCCCUCAGGAGGAGGGUGCUGAGAGGGAGCACUGUCUCAGCUGCCCUGUCCUCUCCCUCCAGCCCUCCUCCUUUCAGUGAACAAAAGGGAAGAGCCCUUGUCUGGGGGAGUCUGGGUGACUUUCACACCCAUCCUGUCCCUCAGGCGGCGGGCUUCACCUUCUCUGCCUGCCCCUGGGCUGGUGACCCUGUGACUCGGAAAGUAAUGGCUCCCGAGUACAGGCCCCCACACAUGUAGGCCAGAAACCAUUCCUGAAGGACUGGUCUUCCGGCCACUGAUGGACUGGUACUCUAGAUCCACGUGAUGGCCUUCCAGUCUCCUUUCUUUGCACUGAGGGGUUUCUGUGGGUUUGGCAUCGGCCAGAAUUGGGCAGCAGGCAGCCAUGCCUGCCUUGUGCUGUACUUCCCUGUUCAUGUUUCUCCAGGGGGAACCCUUCCUCCCUCGUGAUGCUGGCAAGGGUGAUUGGAGAUGCAUCUCUAACUGCCCCCCUCACCUGGGACCACAGGAAGCAGUGCUCUGUUGACCGAGAGACCCCGAGGGUAGCACAUGCAGUGAGAGGAAGGACGACCCCCAAACCCUGAGAGUUUGACUUCUCUUUUGUGAGGCCCAGUGCAGCCCCUUUUUCCUCCUGACAGAGCUCGUAGGGCCCCCAUCUCGAAGCUCUGCCUGGCCUCCCACAGUCACUGUGGUCUCAGUUACCACAGUCUUUCCAGGUGACGGUCCCCUCUCCACCACACGUGCCCAGGAGUUAGAAGGAUGCCAGCUUGGCCUUCACAGCAAAGAGCUAACCAGUCCCCACCCCGACCUGACCUGACCUGCGUGGGAAGGGAGUUACUGCUGGGAUGUGCGCCCACCAGGGAGACCGUUUACCUUCUGCAGGCAUCCGCAGCGCCUGCGGCCAGCACCACCCGGGGCUGCGCGUGUGCGGGGGGCGCGGGCAGUGCUUCAAGCAGUGCCCACCAGCCGCUCAAGGCUGUCCUGUGCUUUCCUCACAGCACCUGGAACAUGCCCCUGCCCAUCGCUAGAUCCUUUUUUCUUGGCUGAAUUUUAAUAGUUCUUGAUGUGGGUAGACGUAUUGUUCAGGGGAAAUGUGUGGUUGUCAGCACUAUCUUCCCAAAAGGCUUCCUGAUGUCUGAAUGUGCAGAUGGUAUGACGAAAGAUGUAGGGCUCUUUCGUUUGACUUCUCUGCAGCAGGCACAUGUUCUGGGCGGAGCUGCCUGCCUUGCCCAGAGCUGAGUCUGAGCUUCCUCUAACGGGCUGCUGUGCUUCAGGCAGGAUGGACAGGCCUUCCCCUGGCCCAGGAGCGAGUCCUAGGGGAACUCAUUCCAUGACCUGGACUCCUCCCACCAAGGCCAGCGGCUUCUCUGCUGGCCUUGCUUCUUGGGUCUUUCUGAUUCCCUGGGGACAUGAGGCCCAAAUCAAUUUCCCUGCAGCCCACCUGCCAGCCAGUAGUCCAGGUUUCUCCCCAAGUGCUCUACUGGGCAGUCCACUGUGCACGGAAGGAGUCGAACACGUCCCCCUUCUCCUCCUACAGAGCACUGUCUUCCAUGUGCAGGACUUAGGGUUGCACCUUCCAUGCCAGUGACAGCACCCACCCCAGAUGUGGGUGGUUUCAAACCCACUGUGUGGCUCAGCAACCUCCGUGGACCACAGCAUGGCCCUCUGCUGUCCUUUUCCCUUCUUGAUAUCUUGAGGAAAUCUGUAGAAAUCCGUCCAAAUUUCUUUUUUGCCACAUUGUUCUGACAGUUGGAAAAUGUGUGUUAAUUCCCAAGAUGACAAAUCGACAUUAACUAGAAGUGGGGGGUCAGAGAGAUGGCCUCGCUGGUUUACAAUGCUUUCUUUGUCUGAAAACGCUGCUGUUUUCAAAUAAAGGUUUAGUUUGUGUGUAUAAAUUUCCAAUUGGGCCUCUUAUCAUGAAAGGGAAAGUGUGAAACUCCUCAAAUCAAAAUGUUUCCUUCUGAAAAGGAGACCUUGCCCCAACCUCCCCCGCCCGUCUACGACAGAACAGUGCCAUCGACCGGCCUGCGUGCUCUUUCGAGAUUGCUGUGUUCCUCCCAAAGGCCCUCAAAGCCCUGGAAAAAGUUUAAAACUUUAGCCUUUAUGUCAGAUUAGAGAAACCAAACAGUGUGACGGUAGUUGUGGUGAGAACCUCUGAGUUUCUUUUUCUCCCCCUUCCGAACGUGUAUAUUUGCUGAAUGAAAAUCGUGGUGUGUGCUCGACGAGUGGAUGCCCGCUCUCCCUGUGCACAGCCAGUGUGCGAAGGUCACCUUAAGUGAAAUGGCUUUUUCUUCCCAUUUGUCUGUUAAUCCCCAAACCGGUUGCUUUUUCCAGUUGCUCCCCGGGUGUCUGUACAUAGUUUGUCUUUGUAUAGGAGCGCGCGCUCAUGUUCUAAUGCAACAGAUGACGGCUGUAUGAGGAAGACGAUGUAAAUAGAAUACAAGUUAAACUGGA
Molecule: messenger RNA, 5010 nt
Organism: Myotis davidii
Lineage: Eukaryota; Metazoa; Chordata; Mammalia; Chiroptera; Vespertilionidae
Gene: PHACTR1
Product: phosphatase and actin regulator 1
Exons: 15
Coding region: 154-2130 (658 amino acids)
Biological process (GO): cell motility; stress fiber assembly
Molecular function (GO): actin binding
Source: RefSeq, a predicted model, not a curated record